Messenger RNA from Triticum urartu, 3297 nucleotides. RefSeq lists its product as uncharacterized. Gene Ontology annotation, biological process: chitin catabolic process; protein phosphorylation; cell wall macromolecule catabolic process. NCBI's taxonomy places the organism in Eukaryota, Viridiplantae, Streptophyta, Magnoliopsida, Poales, Poaceae. Gene Ontology annotation, molecular function: ATP binding; protein kinase activity; chitinase activity. The record is from RefSeq and is a predicted model, not a curated record.
UAGCACGCAACAAUAAAGGGAAUCCAUGUCCCAUAUUUUCCACAGGGUCCGGAACAGCGCUUUCACAUCACACUCCAUCCUCCCUCAGAUUGCACACCUUUGCGGAUGAGGCUGUUUGGGCUGCUGCCUCUCGCCGGCGCCGCCCUGCUCCUGCUCGGCAUGGCCGGCGGCGUGCAGCCGACCGUCACGCGGGAGGCGUUCGACUCCAUGCUGAGCGCCCGCAACGUGAGCGGGUGCGAGGGAGGCGCCUUCUACACCUACGACGCGUUCCUGGCGGCGGCGAACGCGAGCGUGUUCCCCGGCUUUGGCACCACCGGCGAUGACAAGACCCGCCGGCGGGAGCUCGCCGCCUUCUUCGGGCAGACCUCCUUCGUAACCACUGGUUACUGCUACGUGAAGGCGGUGAACCGGGCCAGCGCGCCCUACUACGGCCGAGGCCCCAUACAACUGACUACCGAGGACAACUACCGGCUGGCAGGGAGGGCGCUGGGGCUGGACCUGCUGCGCAACCCGGACCUGGUGUCCACGGACCCCGUCGUCGCCUUCAAGACGGCCAUCUGGUUCUGGAUGACGGCGGCGGCGCCGAGUCCGUCGUGCCACGCCGUGAUGACCGGCGGCUGGACGCCCUCCGCCCAAGACCGCGACGCCGGGCUGCUCCCCGGGUACGGCAUGACCACCUACAUCCUCAACGGCGGGACGGAGUGCAACAGAACCUCCCAGGCGGCCCAGGACAGGGUCAACAACUACUACAAGAAGUACUGCGACAUCCUCCGAGUGGGCUAUGGUAACAACACCUUCUGUCAGAACGACGAGCUAGCUCAACCACCAUCGUCGUCUCUGCACCCUCCUCCUCCUCCUCCAGGAACCCCAGGAGAACCUUCGCCUCCGCCUGCAUCAAGGAGUGUUCUGAUCGGCGUCUCUAGUUCAGUCUCCCUCUUGAUCAUUAUCGGCUCCUUGAUCUGCUUCCUUUUAUGGCGGCGACGGACACGGCGGCGAAAGCAAGCUGAAAUCCGUGAGGAGGCAAUGGAGCAUGGAUCGGAAGAGGGCAACUUCUUCGACGUUGACCAGGCCAUGGAAGACGACUUCGAGAAAGGGGCCGGGCCCAAGCGGUUUCGCUACAGAGACUUGGUCGUCGCCACCGGCAACUUCUGUGAUGAUAACAAGCUCGGACAAGGAGGCUUCGGUUCAGUGUACAGAGGGUUUCUAAAUGAACUGAACCUUCAAGUUGCCAUCAAGAGGGUCUCCAAGGGCUCAAAGCAGGGGAGGAAGGAGUACGCCUCUGAGGUGAGGGUCAUAAGCCGGCUCCGGCACAAGAACCUCGUGCAGCUCAUCGGCUGGUGCCACGAAGGCGGCAAUCUGCUCCUCGUCUACGAGUUGAUGCCCAAUGGCAGCCUCGACCGGCAUCUCUACGGCGCCAAUAACGUCGUGCUCCCAUGGUCCGUAAGGCACGAGAUUCUGCUCGGACUAGGCUCGGCGCUUCUCUACCUACACGAGGACUGGGACCAAUGCGUCCUGCACCGGGACAUCAAGCCAAGCAACAUCAUGCUAGACGCGUCGUUCAAGGCCAAGCUCGGCGACUUCGGGCUCGCCAAGCUCGUCCAGCACGGCCGAAGAUCACUGACAACAGAUUUCGCAGGCACGAUGGGGUACAUGGACCCGGAGUGCAUGACCACCGGCAAGACCAAUCCCGAGUCAGACGUCUAUAGCUUCGGCGUCGUCCUCCUCGAGACUGCUUGCGGCAGGCGGCCUGUGGUGGUAACUCAGCGGGAGGAGGACGCCGUCCACCUAGCUCAGUGGGUCUGGGAUCUGUAUGGCAAGGGGAGGAUCCUGGACGCCGCCGACGAGCGAUUGGGUGGAGAGUUUGAUGCGCAGGAGAUGAAGCGGGUGAUGAUCGUUGGGCUCUGGUGCUCUCAGCUCGACUUCAAAAUGAGACCGCCGAUCAGGCAGGCCGUCAACGUGUUGCGGUCAGAGGCGCCGCUCCCGAGUCUCCCUGCGCUGAUGCCGGUCGCAUAUUACAUGCCGCCGGUUGCCACGCGAAGCUUUACGUCUUCGUCUGUAACGAGCGGCAGCAGCGGUGGCACUUCUACGUCAUCGAUGGCAGCAUCAGCGCGGCCACCACUCGGUCAAGAUUGAUUGUAGGUAGUAGAAUUUUUCUAUGACAGGCUUGUGUUGUUUCGAUGGAGCUUUGGAGAGGAUUGUCUAGCAUAUCUACCUAUUCAACCGAGCUAGAUUCGGUGGCUUUGUUAGAUUGGUGGCUUGAGCAAAAAGGAGCGGCGAUGACAAAUGCAGAAAAAGGGAAGAUGAAGAUGGCUUGCUCGAUAAACCUGGCUUUACCUUCUCAGAUACAGUCGGGAGAGAGCUUAAAUUUGUGCUGACUGUCGCUACUCGUUUGGGUUUCAUUGCAAUACAAUGGAGCCGGGGCUUGGAUCGGAUGCCCUUUUCCUCUAAAAUAAAGUCGUUGUAGCGGAAUCGCUUGGGACCAGUCCCCUUCUCGAAGUCGUCUUCCAUGGCCCGAUCGUCGUCGACCAAGUUGCCCUCGUCCAGCCCUUGCUGACGGAUCUUCUCCCGCUUUCGCUGCUGCCGCCGUACAAGGAACCAAAUCAAGGCGAUGAGAAGGAUCAAGAACAACACAGAACCGACCGAAAUGCUGAUCAGAAGCCCAGUCUUGGGAGGAGCCGGAGAUUCUAAUAAGCCCGCAAAGAUAACUGACCUCCCAGAGUUUGCGCACAUCACUUCAUGCUCAUGUCUUUAUAGCAGAGGUGUACUACCAUUCUCUUUGCAUAGUUUGCAGAUGGGCUGGGUGGACCCUCAAGACCCGUGAACUCGUCGACACGCGGCCGAGAGUGCACUGAUUGGUACGGGGCCCUGAUGCUCCCUCUCCGGCCGGCACUUAUUUGUUUCACUGUGCUAAUGGAGCCCUUUCACUCUUUUUAUCCAUUUUGAUGACAAGCAUUUUCGGACGGAGGGAGUACUGGUCUAUGCAGCAGUGCAUUUUUCUCCUAUGGUGUCCCUUCACGAGUUCACUGUGAAGAAAAGGCCGAUUAAGUUCAGUGCGAAAAAGUGAGAACCAAUCAAGCCCACUGUCAAGAAAGAUUGUACAGUACAGACACUCCAAUCUUACAAUUUACUUAUGAAAAUCGAGUGGAAACACUCAUUUCUGGAUAAUGAAAAAAAAACAUGGUUUUCAUGGAAGCUACGGCAUUAGCUUAAGCAUUAUGCCUGAUUAUAGCUUUUAAAAAUGUCAUAUAUAUAUAUAUAUAUAUAUAUAUAUAUAUAGACCCAAAAAAUAAUGCAUCA